Rotaria socialis is the source of this 2202-nucleotide messenger RNA. The record is from the annotation of a GenBank genome assembly. NCBI's taxonomy places the organism in Eukaryota, Metazoa, Rotifera, Eurotatoria, Philodinida, Philodinidae.
AUGUCCCAUGCGACGACACCUACCAAAGGUCCUUCGACCGUCGAUUGUGAAGUCUUAACAGACAUUCACACACAAUCAGAUUUAGCCGAAGUUGAAAUAGUUAGCCUUGUACAAGAAUUAAUUCCACGAUAUCGUCUACGUGCCGACACUGACUUUGCUUGUUCCAACGAAGAUUUCAUUCAAACGCCACGUAUUGACGGCUCUGAAUUUGAACCGUUAACAAAUACACAAAUUCGUGCACUUUUAGAUUAUUACGUUUUAUCCAAAGAUCGAAUAAGCCAAAUGACAAAAACGUAUCAUGAUAUAAGUGCUGUAACUCGCAUGCUGGAAGAUCGCGAGAAUGAUUUACAAAUGGCUGUUAGCGUAGGUUAUACUUUACUUGAAAGUAACGAUUCAUUACGUAAUCAAGUGACUACACUCGAGCAAGAUAUCGAACAAACAACCGAACUCGUUAAACAACUUAAACAUGAUUUACUUCUCAAAGAACGUCUUAUUCGAUUUUAUUAUGAUAUGGACCUAGAUGCAUCACCAACCGAACCGAAGCAAAUAGAAUGCAAACAUUAUGAACAAAAAAUUCGUAAUCUCGAAUAUGAAAAUCGGGAUUUACGUGCGGAAAGUGUGCAAUUAAAAAUUGAAGCAGAAAAUUUUGAACAUCAUGAACAAGCGAUUGUUGAUCAUUUUGCGAAUGCACUAGCUCAUGCUAAUUCCGAAAUUGAGAAUUUACAAGAAGAAAUUCAGAAAAAGAAUGAAGAAAAUCUCAAACAACAAGAUACAGUCAUGCGGUUAUCUUGUGAAAUGCGUGAUGUUCAUCGACGAUUAAAAGAAUUAAAAAAAGAAAAUAAUGAAUUAAAAAUUCUUUUAUCACUAACCGGAAAAACGUGUCAUGAAUAUGAAACUAAAAUUGAAAAUUUGGAGAGAAACUAUAGUGAAUGUUUAUCGAAACUUCAUAAAUCUCAACAAGAAAUCAAUGCUAUGCAAAAAACGUUUCUUCCAAGUUCUCCAUCAUCACCUAUGUUAGAUAUGGAUGCCAGUCAUAAUCAUACGAUAUUUUUAUCUCCAGUAGAAUAUGUAAAUUAUAUGAGUCUUGAAAAUUCUCUAAAAUCAGAACUUGAAGAACUACGUGAAGAUCCACAUCAACUUUGCCAUUCAGCAAUCAACACACCGAAACGAAAGUCGCGUCAUCGAGCUAAAUGUGGUCCAUGUGAUACUGAUGGAGAAUCAUCAAUAAAUGAUUCUGCAUUUAGUGAUACUGAAAGUAUUAGCAGUGCUUCGUCAUCUCGUAUACGUCCGCGAUCUUCUCCUAUUCAUAUAGAUGAGCCAAAAUCAAUGUCAUUAACAAGUGAUCGGAGGUUAACAACAGGAAUAUCAUCUCGAUUAAGACUUGUUAAACGAUUGGAAGGAUCGAAUAUGUUAAAACGAUGGCAAGAAUUAGCUGAACCCAAGUUAUCUUCUUGCCUACAAUCGAUACCCGGUGUGUAUACACGUGCUGAAAUCUUGCAGGAAAGUAUUGCCGAUCAAGAUGAUGAAGAUUUACCAACACCACAAAAUGAAGCAGAAGAUCGAUUAUCAAUGAGCCUGGAAAAACAUUCACCCGAAACACCUAUUCAUUCUCAUUUUAGUUUAACACGUCGAAUGAAUCUUGUUGAGCUAUUAACGAAACAGGGAAUAACUGCACGUACGAUCGAUUCCUAUUCUGAAUUCGAAAAAGCUUUUUUAACAUGUCCAUUACCAAAUCGUCUACCGAAUUCCACGAAUGAAGUUAUUCCUGAUCCAGAUGAAACUGACAAAUAUGAUGAUGAACCAACAACUCCUCCAUCUUCACCAACACAAGGUGCUCAAAUACAAACCAGUACGCUUCUACAUCAAGUCGUCGAACGUUUAGUUAAAUUAUCAUUAACUACAUUGAAAACAAUUACAACAUCUCUGACGUCAUCGAUUGAUCAAGAUCAAAUAGAAAACAAUGAAGACGAACUUCGAUUACGUACAGUUCUCACAACAACGCCACCGUCGUCACCAACAUUUGAUGAACUUGUCGCACCAACACCCAAUACAGCUCUACAUGCGAUAAAAACAAGUACAUUUCUACGUGCUUCAUCAUUGAAUCCGUUUACAAAAACAUCGAUGCAAAAUGCGUUGACGACUUUAUCACCGAGCGACAAACCAUCGCUUGUUGAUGAUUUCAUUCGAAGACGAUUUCGAUGA